Messenger RNA from Rhincodon typus (whale shark), 9536 nucleotides. RefSeq names its product microtubule-actin cross-linking factor 1, isoforms 1/2/3/4/5-like. Gene Ontology annotation, molecular function: keratin filament binding; protein binding; structural molecule activity. Gene Ontology annotation, biological process: wound healing; intermediate filament bundle assembly. The record is from RefSeq and is a predicted model, not a curated record. The transcript is spliced from 35 exons. Gene Ontology annotation, cellular component: keratin filament; cell junction; cytoskeleton. Lineage: Eukaryota; Metazoa; Chordata; Chondrichthyes; Orectolobiformes; Rhincodontidae. Bases 105 to 9536 code for a protein of 3143 amino acids.
GGAAGCACAUUAGUGAUCUUUAUGAAGAUCUACGCGAUGGACAUAACUUAAUUUCACUUUUGGAAGUCCUCUCUGGAGUGACUCUGCCUCGUGAGAAAGGCCGCAUGCGUUUCCACAGGUUACAGAAUGUACAGAUUGCACUUGACUACCUAAAGCAACGACAGGUGAAACUAGUAAAUAUUAGAAAUGAUGACAUUACUGAUGGAAAUCCUAAACUAACACUUGGUUUAAUUUGGACCAUAAUUCUACAUUUUCAGAUCUCUGAGAUCUAUGUGGGUGGAGAAUCGGGUGACAUGUCAGCUAAAGAAAAACUAUUACUUUGGACGCAGAAAUUGACGGAAGGUUACUCUGGGUUAAAAUGCUCCAAUUUCACCUCUAGCUGGAGUGAUGGAAAAGUAUUCAAUGCCAUUAUCCAUAAGUACAGGCCAGAUCUCAUUGACAUGGAGAAAGUUGCACUUCAGAGCAAUCAGGAGAAUUUGGAGCAAGCCUUUGCUGUUGCUGAAGCACUUGGUGUGACAAGACUGUUGGAUCCAGAAGAUGUUGAUGUUCCAUCUCCGGAUGAGAAGUCAGUCCUCACUUAUGUCUCCUCCAUAUAUGAAUCAUUUCCAAAGGUCCCAGAAGGAGGUGAAGGUGUCAAUGCAAAUGAGGUUGAUUCUAAAUGGCAGGAAUACCAGAAUAAAGUAAACUACCUCUUCGAGUGGAUCAGGCAGCACAUCAUACUGAUGUCUGAUAAAGCUUUUCCACACAAUCCUGUAGAACUUAAGGCACUUUAUAAUGAAUAUGUACAUUUUAAAGAAACUGAAAUACCAGCAAAAGAAGCAGAAAAGGCACAAAUACAACAUUUAUAUAAAUUAUUUGAGGUUUGGAUAGAGUUUGGUCGAAUUUUGCUUCCCCAAGGAUACCACCCCAAUGAUGUAGAAGAAGAAUGGGGCAAACUGAUCAUUGAAAUGUUGGAGAGAGAGAAAGCCCUCAGACCUGCAGUAGACAGGCUGGAACUAUUGCUGCAGAUUGCCAAUAAAAUCCAAAAUGGAGCUUUGAACUGUGAGGAAAAAAUAACAUUGGCCAAAAAUACUCUGCAAGCUGAUGCUGCUCACAUAGAGUCAGGCCAGCAGGUUCAAUAUGAAACUGAAGUGCUUAUGUACUUAGAGGAAUGUGAGCAAAUAAUACGGCAGCUUCAAAUUGAUGUGCAGAUUCUGAGAGAUGAGAAGUAUUAUCAAGUGGAACAAAUUGCGAUGAGAAUUAUUAAACUACAGGAUGAGCUUGUGGCAUUGAGACUUGAAUGCACAAACUUGUACAGAAAAGGACAUUUUAUCUCCUCCACAGAGCAUUUGCAACCUUUGAACUUGACUGUCACUGACUUAACAACUGAUGCCAGUUCAGGCACUUUGCACAUCACUUCCCUUAUGGGGUUUAAAAAACCCGUGACAAGAUCAGAAUUGAUUGCAGCCUCUUCAACACAAGAUGAAGGAAACCUGAGAUUUGUGUAUGAGCUUUUGGCUUGGGUGGAGGAAGUGCAGGUAAGGCUUGAUCGAGCUGAGUGGGGCACUGACUUGCCUAGUGUGGAGAUACAGCUUGAUAACCACAAGACAAUCCACACUGCGGUAGAAGAACUGGAAUCUAGUCUUAAAGAAGCUAAAAUUUAUGAAGGUCAAAUCUCUCCCAAUUUCAAGACCAGUUAUGUAGAUACAUUAAGUAAACUGGAGCUACAAUACCUCAAACUACUGGAAACUUCAAGGUUACGAAUGAAGCACUUGACUAGUUUGCACAGUUUUGUAUCAAAAGUGACAACGGAGCUUAUCUGGCUAAAUGAAAAGGAGGAAGAAGAAUUGGCUUAUGACUGGAGUGACAACAAUACGAAUAUUUCUGCCAAGAAAGAAUAUUUCAUUGAACUGAAGAAAGAAUUGGAGCAGAAGCAGAAAGUUAUUAAAUCCCACCAGGAAACAGGAGAGCAUCUUUCACUAGAGAACCAUCCAGCCAGACAGACAGUUGAGGCAUACAGUGCUGCCCUUAAGACACAAUGGCACUGGAUCAAACAAUUAUGUUGCUGCGUGGAACAACAUGUAAAAGACAAUACUGCUUACUUCCAGUUUUUAACUGACAUUAAAGAAGCAGAACAGUAUUUACGGAAUCUUCAGGAGACAAUAAAGAGAAAAUAUAAGUGCGACCGGACCAGUAGUCUGUCAAAACUAGAGGAUCUACUUCAAGAUUCCAUGGAUGAAAAGGAGCAGCUGAUCAAGUACAAGAGUUCCAUAGCGAGUCUUGUUGGAAGAGCAAAAACAAUUGUUCAAUUGAAACCAAGAAACCCCGAUAAUGCUAUAAAAACCACAAUCCCAAUCAAGGCUAUCUGUGACUACAGGCAGAUUGAGAUUACUGUCUGUAAAAAUGAUGAGUGCGUUCUGGAGGAUAACUCUUACCGAACCAAGUGGAAAGUUAUUAGUCCAACUGGGAAUGAGGCAAUGGUUCCAUCUGUCUGUUUCACAAUCCCUGCACCAAAUGAAGAAGCAAUUGACACUGGCAGCAGGGUUGAACAAAUGUAUCAGAAUGUUAUGGCUUUGUGGCACCAGCUGCAUAUUAAUAUGAAAAGUGUUGUGUCCUGGAAUUACCUAGUGAAAGACAUUGAAACCAUUCACUCCUGGAACAGAGAAACGUUUAAAACUCUGAAAGCAAGUGAGCAAACACAUGCAUUGAAAAAUCUCCAGAUGCAUUUUGAGGAUUUUCUUGAGGACAGCCAGGAGUCUCAGGUCUUCUCCAUUGCAGACAGAUUACGGUUAGAGGAAGAUGUUGAUAACUGUAAGGAACAAUGUGAGAAGCUACUAGUAUCCAUGGAAACAGAAGAGAAGGAUGAAACGUUGAGUAAAACAUACAUCUCUGAGCUUCAAAACAUCUGUCUGCGACUAGAGAAGUAUCAAGACCAAUUAAUACGGAGGAUUCAGGCCUCUGUUGAAGGCAAUGCCGUUCAAGAUAGUGCCUUCAGAAUCGUUGAGCAAGAGAACAUGCAGCAGGAACUAGAUGGAUUGAAAUCUCAAUUAAAUCAACUGACAAAAAAAUGUGAGAGUUUUUUCCACCAGUCUCCCUCUGCAGCAAGUAUUCCGGCUUUGCAUUCUGAGAUGGACUUGGUAAUACAGAAGAUGAAUCAAGUGCAUUCAUUGUCCUCCACUUACAUGGACAAGCUGAAAACAGUGGAUGUUAUGUUGAAAAGCAGUCAAGGAGCUGAGAUGCUUGUAAAAAUGUAUGAAAUGAAGCUGAGUGAGGAAGAUGCAGUACCAGUAGACCAGGAGGCUAUUGAAAGACACAGAACCUUACUACAGCAAUGGCUUCAUGAUGUGAAUGAUAAACAAGACGUGUUUUCCUCUUUGGAUGAGGAAAUGCAGCAAGCAAAUGCUGUUGGUGAACAUCUCUUCCAGCUACACAAUGAACGCAACUUGGAUUUGGAACGAUAUCAAGAAAAGGCAGUGCAGCUGAAGGAUCGGUGGCGAAAUAUCUGUUCACAGAUUGAAACCAGAGAAUCUGAAUUGGAAAGCAUUGAAGGGUUAUUAGAGAAUUACAGAGGCUGCCAUCAGUCACUGAUAGAUUGGAUCGAAGAAACAACUGCACAGCAAGAGAAAAUGGAACCAGGCAAGGCUGAAGAUACCAAGAUCCUGUCACAGCAACUUAGUCAACAAAUGGCAUUGGUUGCUGAGAUUGAAAAGAAUCAAACUAAAUUAGAUGAAUGCCAAAAUCUGUCUAAACAGUACUCUGUUUCUGUAAAGGAUUAUGAAUUGCAGCUGAUGACUUAUAGAGCAUUUGUUGAAUCCCAUCAAAAACCAACUGCAAAACGCCGGAGAAUGCACUCCUCAUCAGAUGUCAUAACCCAAGAGUUCAUGGACCUUCGAACCCAGUACACAGCAUUGGUGACACUUACAACCCAACAUGUUAAGUACAUCAGUGAUUCUUUAAGGCGACUGGAGGAAGAGGAAAAAGUUGUUGAAGAGGAGAAACAUGAGCGUGUUGAAAAAAUGAAGGAGCUCCUUAGCUGGGUUUUGAAUACCAGUCAUGAAGUGAAAAACAGGAACGUUUUCCCAGAAGAGGGAGACCCGAGAUCCAUUGAACAGUCAUUUUGUGAGCAGCAGGCAAUUACAGAAGAACUCCAUGCCAAGAACCAUCAAAUAGCAGAGGCAAUCAAAGCAACACAGAUCUUUCUAGCAAAACAUGGGAACAGGAUGUCUCUGGAAGAACAGCAACAAGUGACAUCACAGUUGAACAUGCUAAAAGAAACAUAUGGUCACCUGUGUGAACAAUCGGCAGAGCAACUUCAGCAACUACAGGAUAAACUCACUCAGGAAGUGCAGCGCAAGGUGGAGGUAUUUUGUAGUUCUUCUCCAACACUCCCACAUGAACAAAUAGAAUUUCCAGAGAAUGAAACAAUUGCAGGUGUGAUUGACCUGGGAACAGUAGAAAUGUUUUCAAUUUUCCAUGCCAUGCAGAAGGGCUUUAUAGAUCAGGACACAGGGCUUGCUUUGCUGCAAAUUCAAGUAAUUAAUUCUGGCCUCAUAACCCCUGAAACAAAUGAAAGUCUAACAGUGGAAGAAGCUUUCGAAAGAGGUGCACUAGAUGACCGAACAGCUAAAUCUUUAAAAAAUCUGCAGGCUGCAAUACAGCUUCUGAAAAGCGCAAGCUUUAGAAGUAAAAAGCUUCUGCCUGUUGCUGCUGCUAUUGAAGAGAAGAAAAUUGAUGAGAAUGUUGGGCUGAAGAUUUUGGAGGCACAGCUUUGCAGUGGUGGUCCUCGUCACCCAUCAGUAGAUGAAGCUGUGAAUUUGGAUAGGACUUUACGACAGGGACUGAUUAGUACUUCUCUUCAUGCAAAGCUGAAAGCGAGACAAAGAAUGCAGAAAAGUCUCAUUGAUCCAAACACAGGAGAAAAGCUCAAUCUUUCAGAACUGAUUGAACGGUGCAUUGUUGAUAAAGAAACUGGAUUGACGUUAUUUCCAAUAAAACAACUUGCUGGUGGAAUGGUGUGCCUGAAAUCAGGUAGAAAAGUUAGCAUAUUCCGUGCUAUUCAGGAAGGCCUGAUAGAUCAACAGGUGAUGGUAAGACUUUUGGAAGCCCAGCUGUUUGCUGGAGGCAUUGUAGAUCCUAGAACAGGGCACCGAUUGACGGUGGAUGAAGCAGUCAGACAUAAUUUAAUUGAUCAUGACAUAGCCUGUUCCAUAUUAAUUCGUCAGAUCCAGAUGGGUGGUGUUAUUGACCCUGUCUCGGGUCAGCGACUAACACUGGAUGAAGCCGUGCAACGGGAUUUGAUGACCUCAAGAAGUGCGUUGGUUAUAUUGCAGUCCCAGUUGUCUUUUAAGGGUUUGCUGUGGCCAGAAUCUGGUGAAGUCCUUCCGAUGGCUAAUGCUUUGCAACAGGGACUUGUCUCCACAGAACUUGCGCACAAAAUCCUGAAGAAGAGAGCCACGAUAUCAGAACUUUACGUCCCAGAAACAACUGAAGUGCUGUCCUGGGAAAAGUCAAUUCAACAUGGAUUUGUAGACUCUAAAGUUGCUGAAGUGUUAAAGUCUAUUCAUAUACCUGAUAUGAUACCAAAUAUCAAAGAACCAAGUACUGCAAACCUGAACAGAUUGAAUUGGUGGUCAGCUUCUGAAAGCCUGGCAAAUUCCAAUUUGACAUGCCUAGAUAUGGACAGUGGUACUGAAACCUCUGAUAGUCAAAUAGCAGAGGUAAAGCUGUUGUCAUAUUUGAUGGCACAAACUUACAUAGAUGUGCACACUGGUAACAGAUUACUUUUGAUUGAUACGGAGUUGAAUGACAUCACAAAAGAAAUCAUAGGUGCAACUGUGGUUGUGAAAGAGAAAGGUCUGUCGGAUGAAUGCAAUGGAGAGGAUAUUUCAAUGGAAAUAAACGCUCCACAAUUUGUUGAAAUAUGUUAUUCAGAUAAUGCAGUGUUAGAGCAGAAUGACAAAUUAAAAGCAAGUGAUGAGAAGAAAACUGAAGUUCUUCAUGGAAAACAUGAGUCAACCUCAGACAUACAGAUUAAGGAAACUAUAAUUGGCAAAGAAAUAGCAGUCAGUAAAAAAAUUGACUUUGUGUCUCAAGAAUUAGGUAAUAAACCUGGAACAUGUGAAGAUGUUCUAUUAAAUAAAGCACAGCCAACGACUAAAAGAAAAAAGAAAAUGGUGAAGCGUGAGACUGAUGAGAAAGAAAAACUUAAACAAACACUGGCUAAAUCUAAGCCUGUCACUAGUGUAAUCAUUAAUGAAACUGCUAUUGCUGACAAACCUACAGAACUACAAUAUAAAGCAUCCAUAUCUAACAAAGAUACUGACAAUUCACUUUCUGUGGUAACUGCCAUGAAAAAUCUAUUGCCUUCUCAAAGGCGGGAUGACAUUAACAAAGAAACCAUUGAACUGCAGGCAGAUGCACCAUUAUUUGGUUCAGAAAUAGAUGUUGCAGCAUCUACAACUCAAAAGUCACUUCAAGAAUCUCAUGAUAGGUUUGAGCUCUAUUUUUUACAAUCAAGCUGUGAUGGAGUUGCUUCUCUCCUAAAUACCAGCAAGAGUGAACCAAUAUUAUGUGAAGAAAUUGAACAAGACCAUCUGAAUGAGACAAUAAAAGGUAAAAGUGAAAAGCUGUCUAACAGAGGGCAAAAGUCUGAGCAAUAUGAAGUAGUAGAGGCUGUCCAAUACUUAAAACCUGCAUUAAAGUCGAUUCCAACAGAAGAAUUGUUGGAAGAGAAACUGGCAUUAAGUUGUCUGAUUGACCAGCUUCAAAGCGGAGGCAUCAUUGAUGAUCAAACAGGACAAAAACUAGCACUCAAUGAAGCAGUGGCCAAAGGAGUGCUGCAAAGCCACACUGCUCUCAAACUGAUGGAAAAGCUAUGCAUCUUCAGUGGCUUCUUUGAUCCUCAAUCCUGUGAGACGCUUACAGUAGCUGAGGCAGUAGAUGAAGGACUUGUGGAUGAACAGUUGAUUCAUAAGAUAUUCAACUCUGAGAAAGAUAUUUGUGGUGUAAUUGAUCCGGAAAACUCUUCCAUACACUCUGUUAAAGAUGCAGCUGAAGUUGGCCUUCUGGAUCAGGAAACUGCAGCCAGAAUCCUGGAGGGACAGGUGGUUUCCGGUGGAAUCAUUGACUUAAAGCGAGGCAAACGGUUAUCAGUGACUUUAGCUUCAAAAAUGGGCUUGGUAGAUAAUGCACAUUUGGAUAAUUUGACCAAGCUGGAGAAGGCCAUUAAAGGAAAGGAAUCUGAUGAGAAGACAAGGCUGAGAAAGUUUUCAUUACAGCUGGAAAUGAAUGGCAUAGUGGAUCCGCAAACAAAAGAAUGCUUGACUAUUGUUGAAGCAAGAAAGAGGGGUAUCCUUGAUAAAGCAACCAUUCUUAAUGUUUUGAAAAAGCAGGUGGUUUUGGGGGGCAUUAACCAUGACAUAUCAGGAACUAGACUUUCUGUAACUGCUGCAACAAAAUGUGGUCUGGUUGACCAAGAUAUAGCUGAAGAAUUAAUUGAAGUAGAGAAAGCUUGUCAGCAUGUGUAUCUCCAUCCUAAGACAAUGCAGCCAGUCACUUUGUCUGAAGCUACAAAAUUAGGUCUCGUAAACUCAAACUUUGCUUUGGAAGUGCAAGAACUCCAGGCUUUGAGUGGCAGGUUCAAAGAACCAGGAACUUCCAAAAAUCUGACUUUAACUCGAGCUGCAAAGCAAGGAUGGUUAGAAAAAUCGAUAAUGGAAAAGGCAAUGGCUUCUCCUGAAAUGAGUGAAGGAAUUGUGGAUCCUGCACAGUGUAUGAUAUUACCUUACUCCGAGUUAAUAAAAAAAGGAAAAAUUGACAUGGAAUCUGGCAAGAGAUAUUUGGAGGUUGGAUAUUUUACGGGAAUUGUAGAUGAUGACUCUGGCAGGAUGUUAUCUGUUGCUGAAGCAGUAAAAGCAAUGAAAGUGGAUCCAGUGCCAGCUUUGCGACUGCUGCAGGCCCAAGCUGAUAGUGGUGGAAUUGUGGAUAGCGCUACUGGUAACAGAAUGACUCUUGCGAAAGCUGCAGAGUGUGAACUGGUAGGUGACAACAUGCUUAAGACUAUUGCUACCAAUCAACUUUUGAAUGGAGGAAUAUUUGAUGCACUUACUGGAGACAAGAUGCCACUGGUUCAAGCAGCUGAAAGUGGUCUGAUUAGUCAAAAGGUGGCCAAGGAAAUUCAAUUCAGUUUGGGUUUUAGGAGUGAAUGUACUGAUCCUGACCAGACUAGUGCUGCAGAGAUGAUAGAAAUUGUUAAACCCAUAAUGCAAAAAACCUCUUUCAAGGAACUAUCCUCAAAUGAAAUGAACCAGAUAUUACCUCCAAGAAUAAAUAUUGAAGACCAGUUGAGUGGUGAAAUUGGAAUAGUCACUUCCAAAAGUGAAGGGCUGUUGUUGCCUGAAGUGCUUAUAUCACCUGAAAUGGAUAAAAUGGCAGUUAAAGAAGAUCUAUUACCUCCUACUCAUGGUGAUACUACAAGUUCCCAUGGUCAGAUAGUCUCUGCUCAAGAAGCUUUGGUGUGUAUGGAUAAAGAGAUGGAAUUUGGAGAUGCAAAGAAAGUGGUUGAAGAAAUGGAGUUUUCUAAUGCCUCAGAGGAAUGCUUAAACAUUAUGGAGAAAGAACUGGACAUUUGUUUGGAAAUGAGUGAUUGUCAGAAAUUUGUGGAAGGAAAUGAUCAUAAUUCUGGAAAUGGAACACAAAGCAUGAUUUGUAAGAAUGUAGAAAGUAAGAGUGAUCAAGAAGUCUGUUUAGUGGAUAAUGAAAAGAAAGAACCCAAAUCAGAAGAAAAGGAACAACUGAUUUUACCAAGUAUAAAAGAUUUUCCCAACUUUGAGGCAAAGGGAAUGAAGGAAUUGAUAAAACAACGACUGGAAGAUGAAAUCUCAAGAGACAGUGUGCCUAUAAAUCGUAAAGAAAGAGAUGCACUUAUAAGAAAAAACAAGGAAACCAUUCAAAAGCUGGACGAUGAAAAUUUAACUGAAAUGAAGUUUUUUUUUGGAAUGGUAACAAAUAUUGAGCACCCUGAAGAAUCAAAUGUAGAAGCAGCGGAACAAGAAAAUAGAGAGCAAAAUGGACAAUUAACAGGUAAAAUAUCUGAUGAAGGUAAACGUUCCAGUGUUAGCGAAACAGCGCUAUCUGCUCUGCCCACAGAAAGUAUGUUUCUAACUAACGACCCAGUAAGUGAAAACUUGAUCAUACUUUCAAAAGAUAAGCACCUAUGUCCAGAAUCUAAAGAAAUAUUCAUCACAAAGAUAAGUGAAGGUGAAAGAUCAAUAACAUGCACAAAAGAAGAGGAAAAGACUGAAUUUGUUGAAAAACUGAAUAACACUUUAGGUCAGAAAAUUGCACCAAAUUCUAAAGCAACUGUUAGAAGUGGCCUAUUAGUUGGCAACAUUGAAACUGCCCAGAUGACCAAUGAAAAUUUACUGCAGAAACAAACUGAAGAACUAACAUUUACGAAUUUGAAUGAGCAAGGAGAUGAUAACAAAGAUACCAGAAGCAUUGAGAACAGACCAGAAGAGGAACAAAAGCAGGUAACUAUAACAUAUAUUGUAGAAUAG